AUGACAUCAAAGAUUCAACCUUGCGAUGUUGGGAUAAUAAGAGCUUUCAAGAUGAAUUACCGUAGAAGGUUUUACCGCAAAAUAUUGAAAGGUUAUGAGGUGGGAAAAUCUGAUCCAGGGAAGAUAAAUAUCCUUGAUGCUAUCAAUUUGGAAAUCCUAGCUUGGACAAUAGAUUUUCGAAAAGAAACAAUAGCGAAUUGCUUCCGACACUGUAAAAUUCGUUCAACUAGUGAUGUUGUAAGAAAUUUGGAUGAAUCCACUUUUGAUGAAGAAGCUCAAGACCUCGAGACUAUGAUCAAGCAAUCUGGCUAUCAUAGUAAGAUGGAUAUCGACAAUCUAAUGAACUACCCAGGUGAAAGUGAAGCAUGUUCUUAG
Molecule: messenger RNA, 375 nt
Organism: Lathyrus sativus (Indian pea)
Lineage: Eukaryota; Viridiplantae; Streptophyta; Magnoliopsida; Fabales; Fabaceae
Source: the annotation of a GenBank genome assembly